Messenger RNA from Porites lobata, 2017 nucleotides. The record is from the annotation of a GenBank genome assembly. NCBI's taxonomy places the organism in Eukaryota, Metazoa, Cnidaria, Anthozoa, Scleractinia, Poritidae.
AUGUUUUUUUCUAUGAAUGAAAACAAUAAAUUUUAUCCUUUAAGAAUGGCGCAAAAGGAUUGUAUUAAUACAAUAGAUUUAUUUUUGUAUGAAGAAGAUGGUGUUAGCCAUUAUUCACUAAUUAAAAAUUUUAAUCGUUUGAUAAAGUCGCAAAAAACUUCAAGUAAAAAUGGUAAGAUAUUUAUUUGUAAAAAGUGUUUUACUCAUUACACUAAAGAAGAAUUAUUAAAAAAACAUAUUUCAUAUUGUUUGAAUAACGAGACAGUUUCUGUAAAAAUGCCUUUAUCAGGGACAAUGUUAAAUGUCAAAAAUCACCACAAACAACUUCCUAUUCCUUUUGUAGCUUAUGCGGAUUUUGAGUGCUUUACUAAACCGAUGAAUACUUGCUGUCCUAAUCCAAAAGACUCUUAUAAUUACAAUUACCAAAAACAUGAGCCAUCAGAAUUUUGUAUUUUUAUUAAAGGAGUGGUUGAUAAAAAAAUCAAACCAAUUAUUUAUUCGAAAACAGAAGAAGAUGAAGAUAUACCAAAAAUAUUUGUAGAAAAACUCUCAGAAGCAACUAGAGGUAUUUAUAAUGAUUUUUAUCGUAAACCAAAACCUCUUAUACUAAGCAAAGAAGAACAAAAAUCAUUUAACAAAGCGGAAAUUUGUCAUAUUUGUAACAAAGAAUUAUUGGAAGACAAAGUUAGAGAUCAUUGUCAUUUUACAGGUCAGUACCGUGGUGCUGCUCACAACGGUUGUAAUCUUAAUUGUAGGAAACCUUUGAUCCUUCCAGUUAUAUUUCAUAAUCUUCAAGGGUAUGAUGCUCAUUUGUUUAUAAAACAACUCGCAACUUUACCAGGAGAUUUAAAUUGUAUUCCUUCAACUGAAGAAAAAUACAUAUCCUUUUCUAAAAAGAUUAAAGUUGAUGAGUACAGGUCUAAAAAAAACUGAUCAAAUGGUGUCUUUGUAUUUUGAAAUUCGUUUUAUAGAUUCGUUUAAGUUUCUUCAAACAUCACUUGCUAAUCUUGUUUCAAAUUUACAACCUUGUGAUUUUCAUAACACAAAACGAGAAUUUAAGAAAAAUGUAGAUUUACUUACACGGAAGGGAGUUUAUCCUUAUGAUUAUGUUUCAUCGCUUGAAAAACUAUCCGAAACACAAUUACCACCAAAAGAAGAAUUUUAUUCAAAACUAAACGACGAGGACAUAACCGAAGAUGAUUACCAACACGCAAUAAACGUGUGGAAUACUUUUAAAUGUAAAUCAUUAAGAGAUUAUCACAAUCUUUACCUAAAGUCUGAUGUCCUACUUUUGUCAGAUGUAUUUGAAAACUUUAGAAAAACACCUGGUUUAGCUUGGGAUGCAUGUCUCAAAGAAACAGGGCAGGAAUUACAAUUAUUACAUGAUUAUGAUAUGUUAAUGAUGAUAGAAAAAGGUAUUCGUGGUGGUAUAACUCACAUAUCAAAAAGAUACGCAGAAGCGAAUAACAAAUAUAUGAAAUCUUACAAUCCUGAUGAGGAGUCUAGUUAUAUUCAAUAUCUCGACGCAAACAAUCUUUAUGGUUGGGCGAUGUCUCAAUCACUUCCAACACAUGGAUUUAAAUGGAUUAAUAACAUUACAAAAGAAAAAGUGAUGGAAAUCCUUGAAAAAACAAAUCAUAUUAUGUUAAAUCGUGGAAGAAAAGGAUAUGUAUUUGAAGUUGAUUUGGAAUAUCCUUCUUCACUAUGGGAGGAGCAUAAUGACUAUCCGCUUGCACCUGAGAAAUUGAUUGUUAAUGGAGUUGAAAAAUUAAUUUGUCAUUUUAAACCAAGAAAAAACUAUGUUGUUCAUUAUGGAAAUCUUAAACAAUAUCUUGAGAUGGGAAUGAGAAUAACUGCGGUUCAUAGAGGAAUAUCUUUUUGCCAAAGUCCAUGGAUGGAGCCAUAUAUACGAAAGAACACUGAACUUAGAAAAACAGCAUCUAACAGUUUUGAGAAAGACUUUUUCAAACUUAUGAAUAAUUCAGUGUUUGGAAAAACAAUAGAAAAUAUACGAUAA